Messenger RNA from Aegilops tauschii subsp. strangulata, 723 nucleotides. The record is from RefSeq and is a predicted model, not a curated record. NCBI's taxonomy places the organism in Eukaryota, Viridiplantae, Streptophyta, Magnoliopsida, Poales, Poaceae.
AUGAGCUUCCCCAAGAAAUCGGCCACCAAAUGCAAGAGCAAGAGCAGCGUCGACAGCAAAAACGAACAAAAUAGGAGCGAAGAGGCGAAGAGAAAUCACCACGGAGUCUCGGUGCUCCUCGUCAUCCUCCAUGUCCAGGAAAAUAACCACCAAAUGCAAGAGCAAAAGCAGCAGAGGCAGCAACCAAAACGAACUAAACAGGACCGAAGAGGCGAAGAGAAAUCACCAUGGAGUCUCGGUGUUGUUCGUCCUCCUCCAGGAAAAUUACCACCGAAUGCAAGAGCAAAAGCAGCGGCGGCAGCGACAAAAACGAACGACGCAGGAUCGAACAGGGUGAACAGAAAUCGCGACGGAGCCUCGGCCCUGUGUACCAACUUGAAAAAAGCCGACGCAACGCAAGGGACACGAGACGGGAGCAGGCCCGAAGCAAAAUCCGCACGCACAGAAAAAGAGGCAUCGACUCUCGAGAUUCAGGAAGCGCAGCCCUCUGCUCGAUCAGCAGCGCCCAAACAGCAACGAGAAGGACCGAGGACAGAAACCCCACCACCACCACCACCGCAUGAUGCAACGAAGCAAGAACCGAGCAGAGGCGGUGACGAGAGGAGGAGGAGGAGGAAGAAGAAUCUUACCCUGCAGGUGCGGAUGCGGGGGUUUGGGUUUCUGGGGUUUAGGUUGGACGCGGACGAAACCAGAGAGGGGAUGGGGAGGGGAAAUGCAGGUUGA